Lolium rigidum is the source of this 951-nucleotide messenger RNA. RefSeq names its product transcription repressor OFP1-like. Gene Ontology annotation, biological process: negative regulation of DNA-templated transcription. The record is from RefSeq and is a predicted model, not a curated record. The transcript is spliced from 2 exons. Lineage: Eukaryota; Viridiplantae; Streptophyta; Magnoliopsida; Poales; Poaceae. The annotation marks the transcript as partial.
UCCUCGGCCUGCUCCUCGGCCUCUUCGUCCUCGUCAUUGUCGUCAUCCCAUUCCUCCUCGCUGGACGGCGGCGGUGAAUCGUCGCUGCUGGACGAUGCAGCUCGCAGCCGCAGGAUCAAGCGGAAGAAGACAGCAAGGUCGGCAAGGGCAAGCCGGGCUUCUCGCCUCUCCAAGCUCACGGCUAAGAGCAAUGUCGCCGCCUCCUCUAGGCCCAAGGCCAAGAGCGUCGCCGGUGGCUUCCUGUCUUGCUUCCACGAGCGCCCGACCCCGAGCUCUGCUUCGCAGAGUAGCCCGACAGAUGCCUCAUCACCCGCUGCCGCGGCCUCCGACAUCGCCCCGCGUCGCCUCUCGGUCGGCAACGACGACGCCGAGGCUGCGGCAGCGGUCGCGCGGCAGCUAUACCGCCGACGCCACUACUCGGUCGGCGGCGAUCGCGACCUCCCGCCGCUCAGACACCUCACCCUGUUCUCCCGAUCCUCCUCCCCGCCGGUGCGUGCGCCAGCGACCCCUCGAACCACCGGGUCGACGCCAAUGCCGUCGUCGCCACCGUCCGACACGGACGACGAGAAGCGGCCGCGGAGCCGCCAGCGCCGUUGCCGAGGAAGCCGGCGGCGGUCCUUCACCGGAGGGACACCGCGCGCGAGGCUGGCGGCGGUGCGCGUCCGGUCGCCACGCUGCGCCGCGGCGGCCGUGUCGGGGCUGGAGAGGUUCGCGGUGGUGCGGCGGACGAGCGACCCACAGCGGGAGUUCCGCGACUCCAUGGUGGAGAUGAUCGCCAGCAGGCGUAUUGGGCGGCCGGAGGAGCUGGAGACGCUCCUCGCGUGCUACCUCUCGCUAAACGCCGACGAGCACCACGACUGCAUCGUUAAGGUGUUCCGCCAGGUCUGGUUCGACCUCAAGCUCAACCCUGCCCGCGUCGCCGCCGCCGCCGCCGCCGCCGGACGGCUUUAA